This is a messenger RNA of Sinocyclocheilus grahami, 3963 nucleotides long. RefSeq lists its product as uncharacterized. The record is from RefSeq and is a predicted model, not a curated record. Gene Ontology annotation, cellular component: cell surface. Gene Ontology annotation, biological process: cell-matrix adhesion. The annotation marks the transcript as partial. Lineage: Eukaryota; Metazoa; Chordata; Actinopteri; Cypriniformes; Cyprinidae. The transcript has 28 exons.
UGUUAAUGGACUCAGCUUGGCUUAUUCACAAAUGCCUGUUAAAAGAAGAGAGGAAAUUGCUGCAAGUCUAGUAGUUUACCUUAAACAGUCGGUGCACCAGAUCCGUCAGCCAGUCUGCAAACAGAGCAUUGAAAAUGACACUGACUGGCUGAUUUUGAACUUUGGUCAGUUCUUCACGUAUGUGCCUUACUCUGACUUGGCAGAAUUCAACAUCUCUAGGGAGGCCGUGUUUGGCUCUCUAUCUGGUGAACAGAAGGUGGAGCGAAUCUUGACACCAGGUCUGGUGGAUGAUGAGUCUGCCGUUAGAGAAGUGUUUGAAUUUGUUGUACACUCUCCGAACCAGAACCAGUUGGAUGAAUUCUUUGAAAUAUUCAACAGCAUGUCUGCACAGAGAAACGUGUCAAGCAUCAGCACUGCUGUGAGCAACAUCAUUCUGAACAUGACAUUGAUGGAGCUGGCGAACAGAUUUGAAACCUUCGAUCCGCAGACGUUUUCAUUAUGGUUCCAGACGAACCUAAACGUUUUCCUCCCUGGGAUCGGUUCAGAUAGCCUCUCUGUCAUCCCCAGAACCAUCAGCUGUGAUUCUUACAGAGAAAUCGUGAAAGGCUGUGAUAACGUUUUCAGCAGUCUCACACCGAUUCAGACGGAGUACGUCUACAGUUUCACACGAGACUAUCUCUCCCAUCAGCCCAGCCAAGGAGGUUCCUGUGUGCUCAGUACUAACAGUGAUGCCGACUGGCUGCUGAAAAACUUCGGACAGUUCCGCAUCAUCGCCAACUUUACUGACUUUAUCAACUUGAAACGAGACUUUAAUGGAGUUGAGGUGGUGGAGUUUCUGACUGUGUCCCAGCUGGCUGAGCUUUGCUCUGACCUGUCACGUCUCAGCAGACCAGCAGAUGUUCAGACUGUGAUGAAUGAGCUUCAAACGCAGACGCUUUCAGAGUUUUUUGAUGUUCUUUCUCCAAACAUUCAAGUGAAUGAACAGGGCUACUCUGUGGAGGUGAAGCGGAUCUUCCUGCAGACAGUGUUUGUGCGAGGUGAUCUGUCGUCUCCUUCAGUCAGUGAUUCUGAGCUGUCAGUCUGGCUCACGGUUCGACUCAGGCCGCUGCUGUCUGCUUUGAGCUCACCAGACGUUACGGUGUAUUUCGACAUCGUCAGGGCUCGAGGCUGCAGCAUCAAACAGGAGGCUGUCAGUGUGCUGGACUCUCAAAGAACGGCUCUGGAUGAAAGCACACAACGUCAGAUCUAUAACAACAUCCAACAGCUACUCACAGAUGCUCCUCUUCGCUGUUAUGUCAGUGGCAGUUUCUACCUCUUCCUCAAGUCUUUCUUCCUCCAGUUUGGAUUUCCAGACCUCAACACCUUCCAGUCUCUGAUCUCUGUGGACAGGAGGCCUGAGCUGCUGGGCUCCAUCUCUACAGCCGAGCUGAGCGAGUUCCUGAACAGGCCUCAGAUGCUCGGAGACGGGUCGGGACUCUGCCAUCUGCUCAGCCAGUACAACCAGACCGCACGCUAUCUGGAGACGGAGCCGCUGGGACCCGUGGGUUUGGCCUGGCAGGUGUUGUCCUGCGUCUGGCCUGGAGUUCUGAAGCUGGAGAUCCAGUCUGAGGUGGAUCAGUGGUUCGAGCAUCGACUUGUGCGAUACCUGGCUCUGCUCAGCUCACAGCUCCUCAGCCCCGCACAGCUCAGCAGCGCCGCCUGUCUGCCCUACAGGAAACUUGUUUCAGUUCUCGGAAACAACUACAACUUCUCCAGAACUGACUUCACCCCAGAGGAUGUUUACAGCUCCAUGAAGGUGUAUCUCACAAAUGGUGGCUCACCGCGCUGCUAUAACGCCGCCGAUCCUCAGCUGAACUCCACAAACUGGCUUGUGAGCUACAUUGGCGUCUUCAUCAGAUACGUCAAUCUGUCUGACCUCAACUCUUUCGUGUCAUCUGACCAGAUUGGUGUGUUCUUGGAAAACCCGGAGAACCUUCAGCUGCUCAACAGCACCAUAACCAUCCAGUCCAGCGUAGCCAACUACUACGUAACACAGCUGUACAAUCAGAACCCGUCCUUCAACCCCAUCAGGCUGCCAGGCCAGUUCUUGUGUGGAAUUCCUUCAUUUGCAUUCGAGCUUCUAGGAGCAGACGACAGUUUGGUGCUCAUCCAGCAAAUCAACGUGUUCUGUAAUGGAACCGAGAGCCCUGAGAUCACGUCUGCUCUCGCAGCCAAUCUCCCUUCGCUCUCCUCCUCCACCAUCCAGCUGCUCGGCAGUCAGAGCGUGGGCCUGACGGAGGCUCAGAUAAGCUCCGCCUCCGCUGAUGUCAUCAAGGGCGCGCUGUCGACUCUCAGCGCCGUCGACGGCUGGAAUCAGGGCCAAGCCAACGCAGUCAUACAGACUCUCAUUCAGUCCGACUUUCCAAUCAACACCGGCUCUUCUCUGCUGUCUCUCGGGACGCUCGUCAAGGGCGUUCCAGCGGAAACCAUCUCCAGCAUUGAAUCCUCAGAGCUCCUGGCCAUAUCCAGAAAUCCCACGUUCAUCAGCAACAUCCUCUCAGCGCCAGAAAUCCUGCAGCUGGUUUACGUCAUGAAGAUCGCAUCCAUAGAUGAAACUAAAGUCAUCGAGAACGUUCCGGACGCAUUGGCUGGCUCCAUCCCGCGCCUCUUGUUGAUCCCUCAGGAGUCUGUGAACGUCACCCUCAUCAACCUCAAGCUCUGGAAACAGGAGCAGGCCGUGAUGCUGUUUGGCUCCGUGGCGAGUGUCAGUGAGGACACCGAAGAGCUGUCUGAGGCACUGCUGCAGGGCUUCACCUGCACGUCGGUCCGGACGCUCGCUGAGCCCAAGGUCAAGCGGCUGGUGAAAGCCUGCAGACAUCGGCCGGGACGCCAGAAGGUCCAGCUGAAAGAGAGCCAGCUGGUGUGCAUGUACAACUACAUGAAAGAGGAGGCUUCGCCACGCUUCACAGAUUUACCUUCAGACAUGCUGCUUUACUACAACUAUGAGAAGGUGGAAGAGACGAACUGCCGCUCGUAUUUCAGCGCUGUGGGUACAGCAGAUUAUUCUGUUCUUUCCAGCGUCCUUGACAAACAGAAGACUUUGUUCAACAAUGCACAGAGCUGUCUGAGUAAGGAGGUGAUCCUCAGGUAUCUGAGUGUGGCCGGUCACACUUUAGGCACUAAUGAGCUGAACGUCAUCGGCUCCAACAUCUGCGCACUGAACAUCUCAACACUUCAGAGCAUUACAGCAAGAGACCUGAGCAAUGCAGAAGUUCUGGAUCUGUCCUCGUGUUCAUAUGAGCAGAAAUCAGUUCUGUACAGCACUGCCAACUCCUCGUUCAGAGCUCAACGCAGCACCGGCCCUAUUUACUUCCAUCUCAUCAGCCCAUACCUCGGUGGCGCUCCGGUUGAGGACGUGAGGGCUUUGGCCUCUUCUAACAUCACUAUGGACAUCAGCACCUUCAGAAGCCUCAGCAUACCUGUUGUGACGGGUCUGAGCGUGUCUGAUGUGCGUGCUCUCAUGGGUUCGGCUGUGGCCGAUCUGAAGGUGUUUGAGAAGGACUCUGUGGUUCAGGCCUGGAUCUCCUCACAGCCGCAGUCUCAGUUAGACACACUGAACGUGGGUCUGCAAGGAGGCCGAGCCGAUCCCAGCACAUCCGCACCUGUCACCGCCCAAAACAACAGCACCGCUAACGGCACCGGCACUGUCACCGGCACGCAGUCAACGGCUCCCGGCCAGUCAGCUGCAGCUACAGUCACUGUACAAGGAUCUGCAACAGCUCUUCAUCUCGGUCCAGGCCUGUGGCUCGUUGCGUCCUGCGUGUGGCUUCUGACCUUCACAUGACACGAUACCUGAGCCACCAUGAUCAAAAAUCAAUGAAAUCAUCACCAGAAAUCAGUCAGAUUGACACAAGUGCUCCAUUAGAUCAAUAUCACUAAUCAAUAAUGAAAUAUUAGAAAUGAAUGAGAGCAAUAUUAGAUUCA